Molecule: messenger RNA, 7015 nt
Organism: Acanthaster planci (crown-of-thorns starfish)
Lineage: Eukaryota; Metazoa; Echinodermata; Asteroidea; Valvatida; Acanthasteridae
Biological process (GO): Notch signaling pathway
Cellular component (GO): membrane
Molecular function (GO): calcium ion binding; Notch binding
Source: RefSeq, a predicted model, not a curated record
CUCCGCUCAGCGGAUGUUUCAUUGCUGGGCCGACAUCAUAAGGUUAAGUUGGGCCUCUCCCUCCAUUAGAAAGCACAUGUACCUGUCUUUAAGCCGACUUGUGACACACACGCGCUGUCAGGUAUGGGUUGUACUAUAGGAAUAGUGACAUUGGUGCUCGCUUUCAUUGUUGGCGGUUUGUCUCAGGAGUGUACCUUCGACGAGGCCGUCAACCCGAUGUGUGGCUGGAUCGCAUCUCGCGGCCGUGAUGCAGACUAUUACUGGCAGCUUCAUGAGGGAAGCACGCCUGCGAAGAACACGGGUCCACCCACGGAUCGCUCGGGAGCAGGCAAAUACAUGCUUGCCAGGUCAUCGAUCGAGACCAAGAAAGGUCUGCAACGCGUGCCCAAGCGGUCCCGGGCUAGGCUGACCAGCCACACGAUUAACGUCGGCCCGCAGCGGAAGCUUCUCAGGUUCUAUUACUUCAUGUUCGGCAAGCAGAUUGGCGGAUUGACGGUGUUUGUGGCCGUGCGGGGCGACGUCAGACCGCCGUCCCCCGAGUGGAGACGGCGGGGGAACCUGGGGCCGGUGUGGCACAUGGGAGAGAUACGUCUACCUGUCAACAGUACCAUCAAGGUUGUCUUUGAAGCUGGGGUGGGCAAGGGGAUCAUCGGAGAUAUCGCCAUUGACGAUAUUACGAUACAUGACCUUGCAGCAGACUGUACAUUCGAGGCCUCUAAUAGCUUGACCCCCGUCGAGCCAGCGUGUCGCUUUGAAGAGGCGAGCGAGGACCACUUCGACUGGCAGGAGAACACGGGCAAGACGCCCACGAGACGGACCGGGCCAGCCAUUGACCACACCUUUGAGCAGUCGAGGGGCACAUACAGGUACAUCGAGGCCACCGGGCCAAACCAGGGGGAAAAGGCUCACCUCCUGAGUCCACGCUACACCAAGAUGCAGGGCGACUGUGACGUGUCAUUCUGGUAUCACAUGUACGGCGAACACGUGGGCCACCUGAAGGUCCAUAUCAUGGAACGUCCGGGCCAUCUAGGGGAGCCCUAUUUUACACAAGCGGGUGACCAUGGCAACGUCUGGAUCGAGGGAUAUUUCAACAUCACGAACAUUGUCGGGAGCUACCGGGUUGUCUUUGAGGGGAUCCGCGGGGAAGGUGCCUCAGGAGACAUCGCUAUCGAUGAUUUCAAGCUCCUGGGCCCGCACUGCAUCACAGCUGAGUCACUGCGAGAACUGCAGAGAAACGAGUCCAGGCGGGACAACUGCUCCCCGAACCCGUGCAGCCACGGGGGCACCUGCCAACCGGUGAUCGGGGGGUACAGGUGCAACUGCACGGAAGGAUGGGGAGGAGUCAACUGCAACAGAGAACAUUUGACAAGUUCGUGUUCCAGCCGACCCUGCUUACACGACGGUCACUGCGUGGUCAUCAACAGCACAACCUACACCUGCGAGUGCCCCCUCGGCUGGACUGGGGACAACUGCGAACUCGAGGACACCGAGUCUUCUUCGGAAUGUGACCCGAAUCCGUGCCAGAACGACGCCACGUGCUACAAUUUCACCACGUACUACGAGUGUGUCUGCAAGGAAGGGUGGAUCGGUGCUGACUGUGAUGUCGAGGACAUUCCCAAUCCUUGUGAGGUUAAUCACUGCCAGAAUGGCGGUGUUUGCAUCGUUCAAUCAGAGAGGCAGUUCACAUGUGGUUGCACUCGAGACUUCGAGGGCAGGAACUGUGAAAUAGCAAAAGUCCGUACCAACCCCUGUGACAGGCAUCCUUGCCGACACGGCGGGACCUGCCAGGGUACCGCCGGCAAUCCGGUCUACACAUGUACCUGCUCUGCCGAAUGGACUGGCGAUAAUUGCGAAACAGACAUGGCAACUGUGGACAAGUGCUCGAGCGACCCAUGUCAGAAUGGGGCGACUUGCAGCAGCUAUACUGACCACUACGAGUGCCUAUGUACCGAACGGUGGGCUGGAGGAAAUUGCGAGAUUGAUCGUGCAAGUAUCGACAAAUGCGAAAGUUCGCCGUGCCAGAACGACGCAACCUGUACCAGCUUCUACGAUCAUUACGAGUGUUCAUGUCCGUCGGAAUGGACUGGCGAGAACUGUGAGGAAGACGUUGAUGAGUGUGCACUCGACACUAGCCCGUGCCAUAACGGUGGAACGUGCAUCAACACUGUUGGCGGUUUUAACUGCACCUGCCCCCGCGGCUGGCACAGCGCUAACUGCGAACUAGCGUGUGUUGACAGCAAUAAAAACUGUAUGUAUUGGGCGGCUGUGGGAGAGUGUAAAAUCAACCCCAACUACAUGUUGAUUUACUGUCAGAAAGCGUGCGGAGUCUGCGAAGAGUACAUCUGUCAGGACUCCCAUGACAACUGUCCAAGGUGGAAAGAACUGGGCGAGUGUACAAAGAACCCCUACUACAUGAUGGCCAACUGCCACUACAGCUGCGGCGUGUGUAUUGACGAUGAAUGUUCCAGCAGUCCGUGUCAGAAUGCCGCGACAUGCGUGGACGGCGUAGACUCCUACACAUGCACGUGUCCGUCUGGCUUUGAAGGCGUCAACUGUGAAAUAGAUAUCGACGACUGCCUUAACCAGCCAUGCAUGAAUAACGGUACAUGUAUCGACAGACCUAACGGUUUUCAGUGUACGUGCACGGAGUAUUACAGAGGAUUCACAUGCGAAUUAGAUGCAGAUUUUUGCACCAGCGACCCUUGUGUUAACAACGGUACAUGUGCGAGUGAUUUCACCGGGUUCAACUGUACAUGUCCAGAUGGUUUCGAGGGAACAAACUGCGAAAUAGAAAUCAACGAGUGUACCAGCUCACCCUGCCAGCAUACUGGGACAUGCGAGGACCAGAUCAAUGGUUACUUGUGUCAUUGUCCCCAGGAAUGGACCGGACCGGAAUGCCAGUUUGAUUUUGAUGAGUGUAAGAGUAAUCCAUGCAUAAAUGGAGGGACGUGUUACCACGGCGUGGGCCAUAGACUGUACAUAUGUUACUGCCCAAGUGGAUUUGAGGGACCAAACUGCGAACAAGAGGUGGAUGAGUGUUCCAGCUCACCAUGUCAAAAUGGGGCAACCUGCCAAGAUUUGCUGGACGGUUUCAACUGUGAUUGUACCCCAGGCUGGACUGGACUUACAUGCGGCCAAGAUACAUUAGAGUGUGCCAGUAACCCUUGUCGACGUGGUCAGUGCAUUGAGGGCGCUAACCGAUUUGAAUGCCUGUGCUUCCCAGGAUUUACCGGGGUCAUGUGUGAAAUAGACGUUGAUGAGUGCGCCAGUAAUCCAUGCUUGAACGGUGGACAGUGUCUAAAUUUGGACAACCGGCACGACUGCAUCUGCCCAGAAAAAUGGCAAGGGAGAUAUUGCGAAGAAGCCGUUACGACAAUGCCUCCUACAACCCCGUUUACUACCAGCGCGACAUCUCCAUCACCUAAACCUCAACACGCCUCUGCUUCAUGGAGUGAUUUUGUGUCAGAUUUCUUGGAGUCAUCGUACCCUCAGAGCAGCCAUGGUGAGUUCACUACGCCCAUUGACGAGGAAACAGGGCCGGACGAAGGCCCUUCAGGCAUGGGGGAGGAAGAGGUCAACACGCCAACACAGGACCAAGAGGUCGCAGACACAACAAGCCCCAGAAUUGAGCUGGUGGAAACAACGGAGCUUGAGGCGCUGGAGACUACCAGCGACACCCAGACCACGGAGGGCGCAGACAGGCCUAGCACGUCCGUCGGCAGCACCACGGGCUUGGACAACAGUGUUCUCCACAAGGAUCCCAUCGAAAAGAACCCAGCCGGUACGGAUGGGAGGAAAGGGGCGGGCCAGAGCAAGCAAUCCCAGCAGGCCUCCACGGGCCACAUCAUCGCCGUGGUUUUUGGCGGCCUGCUGUUCAUCGCCAUUGUGGCGUUCCUCGUCAUUGUCGUGGUGCGGCAGAGGCGAAAGUCGCGCAUCGGCAAGUACGAGCACUUCAGCAUGGACAGCAAAGACGCCCUGGCCUGGAAGGAGAUGGACACCCGCUCGUACAAUGACUCUAUUAACACGGAGAGCUCCAACAUGUAGCCAGGGUACAGCGUCGGGUUUACAGAUUCUAUUGGCAGUUGAACUCUUAGUGACUUUGCUGUGUCACAGUGUUUUCACUUUAAACAUCUAACCAGGGUAUCUUGAGUGCCUCUGCACUGCCUUAUGUCAAGAAGACAAGAGCCCCUCAGUGUAAUUGUGUAUAUCAAAAAGGCACUAAUGUUUUUCACCUAAGUUAAAGCAACGAUUUUUUUCAACAUGAAAAGAGGGCAAAAUGUCAUUGGGCAAUUGUGCAACGAAUUUCCACCCAUGACAUAAACGCCUUCUGAUCUAACAAAUAUCUUUCACAAGUGGCAAUUGCCAACAACACGACCGGAGUUGUCCAAAUAUGCUUUCUAAAACAAAUUGAUGCACUACUGCAUUAUCAGUGGUAUUCUCUGUGAACGAGAGCUGGCCGCAACAUCACUCUGUGGGUGCACCCACAAGAAAUAAACAAAGCUCACAAGGUUGACAGGUGUCGAAAAUGUCCAGCUUUAUUUUGUGAUUUUAGCUGACCAUAUCGUGAGACUGACAAGAUAAAAUGCUCUACGUCGUCAGUCUGACAAUCUAUACUGUUAAGAUCACGAAUGAAAUCUUACCAUUUAGACACCCUGUAAAUUAAGUUGCUGUGACAAAUAUGGGUUUUUUUCCUGUGCUGUAUGGUCUGAAGGGUCUUGUAAGUAAUACCAAAUCCAAUUUAGCAGAAUUAAGAUCUAAAUCAUUACAGCUGCACAGGUUUUGUAACUGGUAAAAAGUGAACCCCCUUGGGGUAAUGACACGAAGCCCUCGCUAAUUGUAAUGCCAAACCUCCAAAUGAAAUGCUCAUUUGAGCCCCUCUCGGUAUAAGCGAGUUUUUAAAGUACACGCACCUUUAGCACUCUAUAGAUGAGUGUCUUGACUCCGUAUCUAGGGAAGCUGGCCCCAUCCUCACAUCCCUCAAAGAUGCUAAUCUAGACCGGGGAUUAGAAAUUCUUUGUAUAAGAACGUUGAGUUGCAUCGUAAUGUUUACCUCCCAAAGAGGGUGUUAAACUUGGCAAAGUAUCAAUUAUCCUCGACCCCAAAUUCUCAGUGUCACCUGCAGCUGGGCUGUUUAGAAACUUCGUGGUCUAAAUCAUCGAGAUGCACAUUAGCAACUAUUUUACCAGAAGAAUUUCUGGACAGGAGAAUGAGAGCUGGGAUAAGUGCCUUUAUUGAUUAUUCUUAAUGCAGCACUCUGGUUUUGUUAACUAUUCUUUUUAUGUAUUUUUAAUUAUUUAAUUUCAUUUUACUGAGAACCUGACUUACCGCUGCAACCCCAGGCUCCAGCACAUCGCAUCUAUCCUUGUUGGAUUUCGUCACACAAUUUUAGAACAGGGUACAUUAAUGAACACACUUGGGGCUGCAUGAUAUCAGCUGCAAAUUCAGGCAAUCUAUUUUAAUCUACAAUGUUUUAAAAAGCACAUAAUGGAACAGUUUAACUCAACCUUAAUUGUCGAGCCGGCCAUAUGAACAAGGGAAGUGAUCGGUUUUUCUCUUGCUUUUUUGUUAGUUUGAUUGUUUGUUUUGGCUGUGCUCGUUUUAUGAUUUGUAAUUGGGGAGGCAUCCAGGGGUAACGACAUCUGUUGAAGAUGGGGUUUUACAUCCCCCACGUACUUCGGUAUAGCCUCUUGAGUUUUGGUUUUUAUUCAGUUAGCCGUUUGAAAUGUUACACGUGUGUUUUAAUGUUUAUACAUGUAGAUAUUCUUUAAGAUUUAUCUGUUACGGGAGCGGGUAUUGUAAGGUUUUGCUUAAAUAGUGCAGCUUUCGUUUGGUCCAUGCACACUCCCAGUCCGUGAGAGUAAAUAAUGAUCAUUUCCUCGUGUUUUCAGUCCAGACCGUGAUCUUUUAAACAAUUACCUCCGUGUAAUCUGGUCAGUUAAUUAGCUUCCGUGAAGCUACAUCACAGCCCUGCACACCGUCAAAUGGAUAUCUCUCACUUUACGCUGACAUAUUUUCUUUUGCAAAUUUUUCGUUUGAUCUGAAGAUUUGGCAUGAAAACAACUGAAGAGUAUAUUUAUUGCAACUAAUGUCGUCCUGCAGUAAAAGAAUUGUUUGUAUGUCGUUUUAUCUAAAGGCUCAUGAAUGAAAACUUUGACCAUAAUGAAGGUAAACAGUCACAUUUGGAUAAGGACUGUAAUCUGAUCAUAAUGGAUAUUUACAAUUGAGUAGUUCACUUAAAAGAAACGUCAAACUGCAUGUUGCAAAAUUGCUCGAAUCAGAAAAGAAAGUAUGCAAUUUAAAGUUCCGAAACAUAACAAGGGCUCUAACAGAAUGUUACGGUUAUUUUAUUGGUAUUUCGAACAUGUAGAGAUUCAUACGUUGAUGUUUACAACUGCUGAAGGCUUUGCAUCUUAUUUAACAUUCCCUGUGUCGAUAUUAUGUCAAACGCAGAAAUUAGUAUCAGGUACACUCGGUGAUCUAUUUGUAUAUAGUUUUCUUGAAGACAGCAUCUAUUAUUUACCGCGCAUGCUCUUCUGUAAGCUGGAAAUACAUCAUGUACAGUUGUAUAGUUCCACAUAAAAAGAGUAAUUCACUUUUGUACUGACUUUCUUGUUGGCCUUUUUUUUUGUAAAGUACUUUGAGUUGCGAAUCAUGGUCAAGAGUGAGGAGUUUUUUUUGUUAAUGAAAGCUGUACAGAUGAUACUGUAAACCUUACACACAUCUUGCUGUACGUUGUAGAGUACGGGAAUUAUACCAUCAGUAAGAAGAGUGACCGUAACCUAAGAACUGCAGCAUUAACCUGACAAUACUCGAAGCUUGUAAUAGGCAAAGAGAUGUUUUGAGGGUAAGUAUGCUAUAUAGUGUAGGUAGGAAAAGAUGUGUUUUUCAGUAUUAAAGAUCCAGUGUAAUUGACUCCCAAUUAGUGGGUGCGCUUAGAUGGAAAAGUCACCCAAACUGUAAAUAUUUUAUGACAGAAACGUUUUGGAAUAAAGUGCGAAUUGAAGAUGUGUGUAAA